UUUUUUUUUUUGAUGAAUACUUCUAAAUCCAUUUAUCGUAUUUGUUUGGAUGGAAAAUGUUAUUGUGAUUUUAGAAUAUCAGUUACAGGUUGUGUAGAUGAAAAUGUAAUGAAAUUAAAUUAUUAUAUUACCCUGGGGAUCACAGCCCCUGUGAUACUAUUUGGUCUCUUUUUAUUAUUCAAACGUGUAUGUAUUCAAGGACAUAGAUUUAUUGACAAAAGAUCAGCACUAGGUUGUUUAAGACCUCAUCCUAUGGAUUGUUUAUUAUUGUUUUGUUUGAUAUUUAAUAUACUUCGAACUCUUGAUAAUAUUUUGCUUGUGACCGAUGGUGCCAAUCAUCCUAUUUUACGAUCUUUCUUUUGGGAAUUCUCUUGGGAAUUCUUAUAUGCUGGUUUUGUGCUCUAUGUAUUGGGUGUUGCUCAAACUCUACGUGACAGUCAUAAAGCGGUAUCCACUGGAUGGUUACCAAGUGCCAAAACUAUAGAUAGAUUGAUUACAACAUUGCUAGUAUCUGUGGUGGUUACCAAUGAAACAUGUACGUUUGUCGCUGGAGUAUACGGAGAAUCCAAUAUACCAUUGGCAACAUCAUUCAUCCUCGCUCUCUACUACCUUUGGUUCAUUUAUUGCGCUAUCUUGGCUGUGGGCAUUUUAUAUUGUGGGGCGCGUCUCAUCUUUAUUCUGGAAACUCACUUGGAAAACUUUUCUAUGCCACAACAUCGUAUCAACAGUAUCAAAACAGGCAUCAUUAAGAUUAAAGCAAUGGUGGGCGUUGGCUUCUUUGGAUCUAUCAUUUAUGGUGUCUCCAUGCUUCUGUUUGCUGCUCUUCGACAAGGUAUCUUGAGUACAGAAGGUGGCGGUUUGACUUUAUCAUUGAUUUGGAAUCUGACUGGCCCCAUUGCUACUGCAGUUGUAGAAAUUACCAUGAUAUUCAGUGCAAAUCCGCAACAUAUGUCAAAUUUUCUGGGGCUCAAGGCUUCAUCCGAUAAUGCCAACAACAACUCUUCCAGCAAUACUGAUGAUUUUACCAACAAAUCAACUGAUGCUUUUGUCUUCACCGAUACUAGUGCAAUUAGCCAACAUACUGCAACCGAUGACUUCUGGCAAACGAGACCUGUCUCACUUAAAGAUACAGAACAACUACAAUUGGAAUAUCAAAAUGCUAUUGAACAUUUACGUACGCAAGGACCCAAUAAUUCGUCUACCAAAGCUAUUACUUAAUAUUGUCAAAUUGUUAACAUCAUCCUUACUGUUAUGACAACAAUUUCAUUAUCUCAAUCAUCGUCCUCAAUGCUCCUUCUUUUAUUAGUACAAAAU
Molecule: messenger RNA, 1314 nt
Organism: Halteromyces radiatus
Lineage: Eukaryota; Fungi; Mucoromycota; Mucoromycetes; Mucorales; Cunninghamellaceae
Exons: 7
Coding region: 13-1218 (401 amino acids)
Source: RefSeq, a predicted model, not a curated record